CGCCGCGCGUUUACAUACGGCCUUGUCGGCUGGCUAGAUAUUUAUUUCGUCCGGCCCCAUAUAACGUUCGCCCUUGGCCGUCGUCGAGGAGAGCGGGCCUGCGUACGUCGACCGCUACCCUGACCUCGGGCCGUGCGGCGCGCCCACCCGUACGUGGCCGGGGAUCGGAUGGACGAUCAUCUGGCGGUGCUGGCGCGCGGCGAGGGGUGGACGGAGGAGCGGCACGCGGCGUUCCUCGACGGCGUGGAGCGCUCCUUCGUGCAGGAGGUGCUCGUGGGCGCCGCCGGCGUCAGCGAGGAGCGGCGAGCGUCGCGCAGGCUCUGCCACCGGGGGCCGCCGCCCGCCGGCGGCCGUGGCCAGCUCCCGCUGGAUCGCCCCCUCCCUGACAGCGCCGUGGAGUCCAACCGCCGGGGACCCUGCUCCCGGCCCGCAGCCCGCGACGCCAAAUGACGCUGGUUGGUCGAUCUAUGGCUACGAUCAUUCUUUCCUUACACAAAGAACAUCAACACGUCUCUCAUCCACACAGCUGUACUCGUUGCACGUAACGUUCAGUACAAUGGUUGCGUCUCAUGAAUCUGAAGUUAACAAGCUAGCUAGAGUGAUAAAUUUCCUUCUAGGAUCGUAGCCUCCAAAGUCCAAAGUUGUAUGCGUCGCAGUGGAAGUGAUGUUUUCCAGGUCUGUGCAGUUAUGCCGAUAUUUGUCUUUGUCAAUGUGCCUUUCAUGGCGGGGCAUGGUGUGUAUGUUGGUGAUGCACUAGUUCAUCUUCAUUUAUCUUAAGGAGCUCUCUUCAUAAAAUGUGUCUGUUGCUCUCGAUAUGCAUGAUAUUUAUGCAACCGUGCAGAUCUUUUCCAUAAACUUGCCAA
This is a messenger RNA of Aegilops tauschii subsp. strangulata, 863 nucleotides long. RefSeq lists its product as uncharacterized. The record is from RefSeq and is a predicted model, not a curated record. NCBI's taxonomy places the organism in Eukaryota, Viridiplantae, Streptophyta, Magnoliopsida, Poales, Poaceae.